AUGUACGCGCAAACACCUCCACUCGGCCAAGAUGUUCUCAGACUCAGACACUCGUCGGAACAUGGGGAGAUUCCAAGACAUGCGUUCCAUCGAGGCCGUGAUGUGGAACGGUAUGCCAUGAAUAAAGAUGACUUUACAGCUGCUUCUAUGGGUAAGUUCAGUGAAUGUUUGUUCCGCAGCGGCAGAAACAAAUCAGUAUCCAGACCUCUGACCUUCAAGAGCGACUUAUCAGUGCAUGCAGGCGACAGUCCCCGGUACGGGUCGACAUCGUCGCUACCAGCCUUCACAAGAACUACUUCGUACCUCCGGCGAAACUCGCCUUCUGCAAACAUCAAGUCCUCCAAAAGCCAGUAUGAAAAAGUCGCAGACAAGGGGCUCGUGUACCAGUUUCUAAAUGUCGAAGAUGGUAGUGCAGCAAAGCCAGAGGCCCAAGUCCUGCAUUCGUCGCAACCAUCAAUUACAUCACUGUCGUCGCAGGAUGAGCGGCUUCCACGAUUAGUGCUGUGCGAUUUGAAGGACGCAAGUACAGUUCAAGAGGGUACAACUCGCGGCUUCAGCACUUCAAGCCCCAGUUCCAGGCCCAAUUGCACACCGGGUCUAACCUUGGCUGACGAAAUAUCAAAAUUCGACAAUUGCAUUCGAGGCACCCUGACCGAACUUGCAACCAAAGAACUGGCCAUGAAGCAGGCUUCGGAAGAGCUGGAAUCGUUACAAAAGGACAUACACAGGACUCAAGAAACCAUCAAACAAAUUCAGUCCCAGUUGGCUUACCAAGACAUCAAAAAAGUACAGUGCGCGUUCGACACAGAAAACAAUGCCUCUUUCAUCUCCAGAUUUACUAACAACAUACAAUCCUAUAGCGAAGAACUAGCGGCAUUUGAGAGACACAUCGGCAAGUGCAAGGUCGAAUUGACAAACCAUAAGGCUACCGUGCACAAGUUCGAAACGACCAUCAAACUCAAUGAAAUGUUGCGGGACUGUCAAGACAGUAUGUGCGUGAUAGAUCGACUACGAGAAUAUAAAGGCAUUCUAACGGAUCUUUUCGCUUUGGUUUUGAUUGUCGUUCUCUCAAUUCUGCUCAAAAAAUUCCUGAUCCACAGGAAAGGAAGCUAA
Messenger RNA from Lachancea meyersii CBS 8951, 1113 nucleotides. NCBI's taxonomy places the organism in Eukaryota, Fungi, Ascomycota, Saccharomycetes, Saccharomycetales, Saccharomycetaceae. The record is from the annotation of a GenBank genome assembly.